This is a messenger RNA of Penicillium oxalicum, 1653 nucleotides long. RefSeq lists its product as uncharacterized. The record is from RefSeq and is a predicted model, not a curated record. The coding region runs from base 1 to 1653 and encodes 550 amino acids. Lineage: Eukaryota; Fungi; Ascomycota; Eurotiomycetes; Eurotiales; Aspergillaceae. The transcript is spliced from 2 exons.
AUGAAGAAUACCGUCUUUCUCAUGUUGGCUGGCACUGCCAUUGCCAUGCCCGUCAACAACAAGGGUCUGCCAUUACGCAAGUCUCAUGGCAUCGAGAGUCGCACUUUCGGCGCCCUCGGUGCCGGUAUCGGUGGCCAUGCCUCCGGCGAUGUGGGUGCCACUCUUAGUGGCCUCGCGUCUGUCCUCGGUGGUGCUCAUGCCGCAGGAGGCGCUCACUCCGGCGGCCUAGGAUGGGCUGGCCUUGGUGCGAAUGCUGGUCUUGGUGCAAGUGUUGGCGGAGGCGCUGACCUAGGCGCUGGUCUUGGUGCUAGUGCCCAUGGCGGUGCUGGAGCCGGUCUGGGUGCUGGUGUCAGUGGAGGAGCCGACUUGGGCGCUGGUUGGGUGCUGGUGCUCACGGCGGUGCUGGAGCCGGUCUGGGUGCUGGUGUCAGUGGAGGAGCCGACUUGGGCGCUGGUCUGGGUGCUGGUGCUCACGGCGGUGCUGGAGCCGGUCUGGGUGCUGGUUGGAGGCGCUGACCUGGGCGCUGGUCUGGGUGCUGGUUGCGGUGCGGGUCGCUGGUGUCGGCUGGUGCUGGUGCUGGUGUGUGUUGGUGGCGGUCUUGGUGGUGACGCUUCUGGUGACGCUUCUGCCGGUGUCUCUGGGGGUGUCUCCGGCGGUGCUUCUGCUGGUGUUUCUGGCGAUGCUUCCGGUGACGCCUCAGGCGAUGCCUCUGGUGAAGCUUCAAAUGGCUUCCCUGGUGCAACUGGCGUCUCUCCUAUCACCUCCCCUGGUGCUUCUGGUGAAGCUUCUGGUGAUGCCUCCGGUGAUGCUUCAGGCGGUGUUUCUGGCGGUGUUUCUGGCGGUGUCUCUGGUGGUGCCUCUGGUGAAUCUUCCGGUGAUGCUUCCGGUGAUGCUUCAGGUGGUGUUUCCGGCGGUGUUUCUGGCGGUGUCUCUGGUGGUGCCUCUGGUGAAGCCUCUGGUGAAUCUUCCGGUGAUGCUUCCGGUGAUGCUUCAGGUGGUGUUUCUGGCGGUGUUUCUGGCGGUGUCUCUGGUGGUGCCUCUGGUGAAUCUUCCGGUGAUGCUUCCGGUGAUGCUUCAGGUGGUGUUUCCGGCGGUGUUUCUGGCGGUGUCUCUGGUGGUGCUUCUGGUGAAGCCUCUGGUGAAGCCUCUGGUGAAGCCUCUGGUGAAGCCUCUGGUGAAUCUUCCGGUGUUCCUUCCGGUGAUGCUUCAGGUGGUGUUUCUGGCGGUGUCUCUGGUGGUGCCUCUGGUGGUGCCUCUGGUGGUGCCUCUGGUGAAGCUUCUGGCGAAGCUUCCGGUGACGCCUCUGGCGGUGCUUCUGGCGAUGCUUCUGACGAUGCUUCUGGCAAUGCUUCCGGUGACGCCUCUGGUGAAUCCUCCGGUGAUGCUUCGGUUCCUGCCCCGACUGGUGUUAGCCCUACUGGGGAGGACACCGAUGCUACUGGCACCGGUACUGCUCCCCUGACCUGGAGCACCAGCGUUAGCUUCUCUUGGCCCGGUGCCACUGGCUCGGCUAGCGGCUCAGCGUCUGCUAAUGCUGGAGCAUCUGCUAAUGCCGCUGCCAACGCUGCCGCGAGUGCUGGAGCAUCUGCUGAGGCCAGUGCCAACGCUGCAGCAUCAGCUGGAGCGGAUGGCUCCACCUGCGGUUGCGAGUGA